AUUUCUGUCUCAUAGAAUACUAACAAAAAAGUAAAGAAAAAAUAACAAAUUUUUUCUAAGCAAUAAUAAUUACUUACAAAACUAAAACUAAUUUUAACAGAAUAAGAAAAUAUUUUUUGUGUUCAUAAUUUAGCAAAUUUAUUUUCUAUAUUAUUCUAAUCUUUUUCUUGCUUACAAAUCUUUAGAAAACCAAUAAUAAGCAAAAUGAAGAAUUCUACGUUCACCAAUUUUAGUUACAACUCACCUAUAAAGCCAUCAAAAGAUCAUUAUUUAAAGCACAAUAACAAUCAAAAUUAGGAAUGCACAAAAAAUAUUUCGAUGACUCCAAUAAUAAAAUCAGAUUAUAAUGACCAUAAAAAGGGCGAAUCAUUAACAGAAAGCAAAUUAUCGAAAUUUGAGGAAUAAUUUAAAACUUAAAAAAUAUAAAUAAAUAAGAAAUAGAAUUCACUGUGUUAGGAAGAUGAUGCUAUUAUUAACCAUGGAUUAUUGCGACAUACAAAUACUUCCGAGGCUAUUUUAUUAUCGCAAGGACAGAAUUAAUCGCUGUAAGCUAAAUAAUAGUCUGGUAUUGUAACUGAAAGUCCCUUUAAAUCUCGCUCUAAAAAAGCUUCUUAAAAUGUAAAUGUAUCUUGCUUACCAAAUAUCUUUUAAGACUAAGAUGAAUACACUUUUAUACGAUAAUAGUAGCAAGCUAUUGUAGAUGGAUUGGCUAUUGACUCCAAGCUUCAUCCGAACGGAAGUAUUAAUAAGAAUUAUUAAUCCUCAAGGUUACAGUAAUAGAGUCAAAUUAAUGAAUACUCUAAAAAGAAAAAUUAAAUUCGUAUACGAUCUUCUUAAAAUUAAGAUAGUUAGAAGUAUAUGAUGGGAGAAGAUUAAAUAGUAGGCAGUAAACCUAUCCAUUAUAGAGUAGAAAGAUAAGCCAAGAGCAAUGAUUAAAGACAUGCAAAUAAUAUUAAAAAAGCUAUUAGAGUUUAAUUAAGUAAAAAUCCUGCUCUAGCAGCUUCUCUUGAAAUAUAUACUAAUGGUAACCAAUAGUCUCUUCAAUAAAUUUCUAAGGGAGUUUAGCCUUAUGUUAUUAACUAAUUUUUGCAAAAAAGAAAAAAUCUCCUUCAGAAAAAGGUAAGUGUGCACAAUCAUUCAGUUAACAAUAGGAGAGGUUAAAACCAUUCACUGUAAUAUAGAAAUGAUGGAAUGAAUGCGAAUACCAAAAAUAAUAAUAGCAACUACAACAAUAAUUCGUUUAAUUGCUUCGUUAAUAAAAGCUAAAUAUUAGAUGAAAGCUAAGCAAAUUACUCUUAAACAUAAAAGCUGACGUAGAACAAAUAUCAAAAUUAAGUUAAACAAAAUAAUAUACAAGCAAAUAAUAUUGUGAUAAAUUAAACAAAUACGACCAAUUUAAAUGCUUUACUAAGUGAAUAUAGAAACAAUAGUGCAUAAUAACGUUUAAUCCUUUAGGAUUUUUAUAAUUAACAAGGAAUUAAAGACCCAGAAUUUACUUAGAAAUAAUAAUCUUUAAUUGACUAAUAUAAUCAUUCUAAACAAACUCUAAAUGAAAAAACAUAAAGCGAUAGUCCUAAAAAGUUGACUCCAUAAAAUACAAAUAAUCAAUCUUUUGGAAUUGCAUAAUCUAUAAAAGAAAUAAAAAAUGAUCAUCAAAAAACGAUAGAGAAGGAAUUUAACAAUAACGAUAGAUAUGAGGAGUCCUUAUCUAAUAUUUCAUAUGUUCAAAAUUUUAUGGAUAAUGCAUAUGGAGGGUUUCAAGAAAAUGAUACGAAUGGCUAGAGUAAUAAUAGUUUUUUAACUCAGUCAAUCUCAUCAAAUAGAAAGUUAACUAAUAACUAAAACUCUAAAACAUCUUUGAAGUAAAAAAACACUAAUGCAUAAAAUAAAGAACUUACAGGUACCAAUUCAGAGUUUUAUGAAGAAAGCCAAACUCAAAAUUAAAAAAAAUAAAAUUAAAUUAUGAAUUCAAACACUGUAGGAUAAAACCUUUAACAAAAUAGUAGUAAUUUAAAUGUGUCGCCAAAAUCAAAAAGAAAUGCUAACAGUAAUAACUAAACUUCUCCAGUUAUUGACUUUUAAAACGUAUAUAACAGCAUAAAUAAUAAGAGUGCUGACCAAACUUUGUCUCCAAUAAAAAAUACAAAGGGUGACAAAAAUUAAUCUUCUCUUAUCCAGUAACGCAUAGUAUUAUAAUAAUAAAAAAGAAGAGGUAAUUCAUUUAACUAUACUAAAGGAGGGACCUUCAGUAUUGCAGGAAGUGGAGACGCAUCGUUUGAUUUAAAUUUUGUGACAUAAGAAAAAAAUACCAACAACAACAACAACUAAAAUAAUAAUUAAAAAUAGUUUGAUUUUUAUGAGAAUAAAUCAUAUUAUUAAUAAAACAUGUUUUCACCUCCAAGAAUACAUAAAACGAAAGCAGUUUAUGUUCAUAGUAAUACAAUGUCUAAUUAAGUCGAUAUAACUAAAUUGAAUAACUUGGAAGAGUACAACUUUUUAAAUGAAGAUUAAUCAGAAAAAAGAAGUUAGUCUAAUCCAAGAGCUGUCAUUUCUUCUAAUUUAAAUGAUCAAGUAUUACUUAUAAAAUCUUAAGUUCCUGAAUAACAACAACAACAACAAUAGCAGUAGUAAAAUUUAGAGAUAAAAUCCAAUAUAAUUACUUCUGCUUAUACUGUAUAAUAGAAGUUACCUGAAGGAAUUUAUACAUGCUAUUUUUAGAAAGGCAACAACAGUGGUUUAGUUAGAAGAGUGCUUCUUACUCGCUCAAAUUGGAGAGAGUCUCCUGUUUACUCUAGCAAUCUAAAUUUUAGAUGGCAUCCAUUUUCGAAGGGAAUUAAAUUUGAAAGUUUGAGCUUACAUAAAAAAAGAAUUGUCAAUCAUUUUGAAUUUCAUGCAGAAAUUACUACAAAAAAUGGAAUCAUCAAAAACAUUGGAAGAUAUUGCAGUGAAAGAGGAUUAAAUAUUUUUGAUUUUACUCCCACAACAUUUUUGUUUUCUUUGAAAGAAAAAUUCUGGGAUUUAGAUUUAAUAAGAUUUUGCGAUUUCUUUUACAAGAAUUUACCUGAACCCUUAAAAACUUAGAACGAAUAUAAAAAGAAUUACAUUGAGAUCAAGAGUAAAUUCAGAUAGGUCUAAAUUCGUACGAACAAUUAAAAGUCUAACAAGAAGAAAUAACUUGGAAUUGUUGCUCCACCAGGAGUGGAUAAAUAUGGAGAAAUGAAAAUUCACAAUACUUUUUUAGGUGAUUCAUAAAGUAGCUAUAUUUGGUUGUUAAAACCUACAAAUCUAAAUAGAGGCAGAGGAAUCGAAUUAUUUUCUAAUUUAUUCUAGCUUGAAACUCUUUUAAAUAAUUAUUUUGAUGGAUUUUAUGAGUAACCUAUACAAAGUAAAGCUUAACCAAAUGAUGAUAAAUAGACUCUGCAAUAAUAGUAAGAUAUGUUGUUAGAUAUAGCCAUGGCAGAGAGUAUCGCAAAUCAAGAGAAUAAGCAAAAAAAUGAAUAAAACGAAAAGGAGGAACCUGUCUUGAAAAAUUUAUUCGAUAAAAGCUUAUAUGUAACCCCUAAUAACUUAGAAAAAGAAGAAGAGAAAGGGAAAAAAGUGGAUUAAAUGAAAAAAAGCUUAAAUCUAAAUAAUAACAAUGAUGGUGAUUUCCAAGAUAAAUAUUUAAUUAUAAAAAAUAAUAACAAUCGAAAUGAAAAAGACAUUGAACUUACUCCAAACUCAUAACAAACAGGAGCAUUAAACUAAACUGAAUAAUUACAAAACGAAUAGCUUAAUGAUUAAUAAGAGAGCCCUAAAAAAAAUGAAGAUGGUGAAACAGAAAAUAAACCAAAAAAACAAAAAAUUAAAAAAAAUAAAGCUAGUAACAGCAACCAUAAUGUCAACUACAAUAAUAAUAUUCACAUUUCACGUAUACGUGAUUUAUCUCUUCCCAAAAAACCAACUAUAAUUACUUAAGCUGCAACUAAUAGUAGUACAAGCGGAAAUAGCUCUAACAAUUAAAAUAAGCAGCCAAACUCUCCAGAAAAAAAAGGUAACAAAAAUAGUAAUGGUAUAUCAGCAGAAUUUGGAGGCUACUUAAUGAAAGAACAUUCAUUUGUAAUUUAAAAAUAUAUUGAAAAACCUUUCCUUAUAAAUGAAAGAAAAUUUGAUAUUCGUAUGUGGGUUUUAGUUAAUUAAAAUCUUGAUGUCUACUUAUUCAAAGAAGGUUACAUUCGUACAAGCAGUAAAAAAUACGAUGUUUCAGAUUAGGAUAAUAUUUUUAUUCAUUUAACUAAUAAUGCAAUCCAGAAAUACUCUGAUUCAUAUGGGCAAUACGAGAAUGGUAAUUAGCUAAGCUUGGAUAAUUUUGAUGAAUACCUCUAGAAAAAAGGUUAUAUUCAAACUUUCAGAGGUGAUAUAAUGCCAAGAAUUAAGGAGAUCAUAACUAUAUCUAUGCUAAGUGUGAAGAAUAAGCUGAAUGCUAACGAUAGAAAAUACUCAUUUGAGCUUUUUGGCUAUGAUUUCUUUAUAGAUUAAUAAUUUAAUGUUUGGCUAAUUGAAAUCAACACAAAUCCCUGUAUUGAAGAAUCUAGUCCUCUCCUUGAAAUGUUGAUCCCUAGAAUGAUAGAUGAUGCUCUUAAAUUAUCUGUAGAUCUCAUAUUCCCUCCUCAAUACUCUGAUGAUAUAAUAUAAAAAUAAAUCCAAAAACACAGCUAAAAUCAUAAAGAAAAGAAAAGUUAAAAUAUUGAAAAUAAUCCUAAUAACCAGCAAUUAGGAAAUGAUAAUUAAAAUUUUUCUCAACAUUCUAAGAAAGGUCUGAUAGAGUCUCUUUUCCCUGUGACUGGAUACUCAAGUUAAGAAAAUAUGUUCUAAUUCCUAGUUAAUUUAUAUAAAUCUAAUUGA
This is a messenger RNA of Tetrahymena thermophila SB210, 4884 nucleotides long. RefSeq names its product tubulin-tyrosine ligase family protein. The transcript has 4 exons. The record is from RefSeq and is a predicted model, not a curated record. Gene Ontology annotation, biological process: protein modification process. Lineage: Eukaryota; Ciliophora; Oligohymenophorea; Hymenostomatida; Tetrahymenidae.